CACGGCCGACAGUGCGCCUCGCGUGCUCUCGACAUGGUUGUGCCGUGGACCUCCGCUGUGGUGGCGGUGAUUCUCCUGGCCGGCCCGGCACGCGCUGCCACCGACGGCGAUGGUGCCGCCCGAGAGCUGUUCGACAGAUACUUCGACUGGCGGAUGCAGGACAACCCGGAGUUCGCCACCGUGGUUGGCAACCACAGCUACGACGACCGGCUGACUUCCGCGUCGAUGUCGGCGCACCGUUCCAGGCUGACGCAGAUGCAGUCGUAUCUGACUGAGGUGUCGAAGCUGUUGAAGGACGACCUCAGCUACCACACCAGGGUCAGCGCCACCGUACUGAGGGACAACUUAGUCGCCUUCGUAGACGGAGAAACGUACAAAGGAUACCUCUUCCCAUCAACAUAUCUAUACAGCGUCGGAAAAGCUCUGAGCAAAGUGAUAAAACACAUGCCUUUUAAAAACGAGCAAGACUAUCGCAACCUUCUAAAAAGGUAUGGCGCGUUUCCGAGAAAAGUGGAGGAAGUCAUCAUGCUGCUCAGAAUGGGCAUUGAGGAAGGAAUGGUGCUGCACAACGUUUCAAUGGAGACACUGCCAGCACAACUGCGGCACAGAACGUCUCCCUUGACGACUCCAGCUACUUCGCGCCGUUCCUGAAGAUGCCUGAAGAAAUUCGGGAUCCGGUCCGUUCUGAGCUGCAGAUGAAAGGGCGGCAGGCUGUCCAAAUUGAAGUUAUCGGUCAUCUGCUGAAGCUAGCGGACUUUGUUGAGUCGGAAUACCUGCCGAACACCAGGGAGGAGGUAGCUGUGACGUCACUGCCCAACGGGCCGGCGUUCUACGAGGCGUGUCUCCGGUAUCACACCUCGACAAAACUCACGGCGGAGGAGAUCCAUCAGAUGGGCUUGGAUGAAGUGGAAAGGAUUGAGGGCGAAAUGAAAAAGAUAGCCACCAGUCAGGGAUUCCGUGGUGCCAACACUAGUUCGUUUUCGGAGCAGCUGCGAAGCGACCCAUCCAACUACCACAGCAGUCCCGAGGCACUAAUGGCAGGCUUCACGGACAUGAUUCAGAACCGCAUACAACAACACCUGCCUGCUGUCGUCUGGGAACUGCCAGUCGAUGACGUCAUGUAAGCGAAAUGACUGGCCUGGUAUGAAUCGGUGAGGCCUGAUUGCCAACCGAGCCGUAUAGCAAGGCUUAACUCGAUAUCACAUUGCCAUGAUUUCCAGCGGUGACACAGAACGAGCAAGUCUUAAGGUCGUGUCUAAACGAAGAUCUUGUGGCUGUAGUGACCCGCCCAGACAAGCUGGUGCUGGCUUAUAUCGUCGUAGCUUCUGA
Messenger RNA from Pollicipes pollicipes, 1329 nucleotides. RefSeq lists its product as uncharacterized. The transcript is spliced from 7 exons. Bases 34 to 651 code for a protein of 205 amino acids. Lineage: Eukaryota; Metazoa; Arthropoda; Thecostraca; Pollicipedomorpha; Pollicipedidae. The record is from RefSeq and is a predicted model, not a curated record.